UACUGAUUAAAAUUAAAAACAAAUCUGUCAUGAGACUACUUUUGGCUGUGUCAGCCAUUGUGUUGGUCAUUGCCAACAACCACCCAGUUGAAGGAUUGUCAUGUCGAUCUGGUUUCAACACUUCUGUGUAUGGAAUUCCUAUCACGUUCUGGGAUGAAUCAAAUCAAUGUUCGUCCGCUUCUCAACAAUCAUGUUUCCUCGGAGAAAUUUCAUACAAAAUAUCGCUUAUAGAGGAUGAACUUGCACUGACGUAUGGGUCCUGCAUUUCAUCAGCCUACGAAUCGUUGCUAUCUUGUGAUGAAUUAUUCGGUACCAAUGGGUUGAAUGUUGAUAGAAUAUUACUUAUGCUUCCCGAUUUACAAAAUCAACUUAAUGUUGUCAUCGACGAUUUUUCCGAGAGGGCCGCAAAGGAAGUGAUGAAGUUUCUUCAGAAUGAACACGGCGAAUUCGACAACGUAAAGCUGACGCAAUCAAUUUUUCAUGGACUGAAUGUGACUGUUCCAGACAACGUAAAACCAGUAUUAGAAAAAAUCGACUCUCUGCUUCUCACCGCUGUAGUUAACGUUUCUCAAGUUGAAAAAGCGUCGGACAAACUGUUAACUAGCUUCAGUAAUCUCAGCACGCCGGAUGCAGCCGCGAGUAAGCUUAUAUAUGAUUUGUUUAGACGCAAUGGAGUGCCGGUUCCAGACAACUACAGACCUAUGAUUGAGAAUCUACCUGGCUUCAUUAUUCAAUUUUUCAAAGAUGAUCCAAAUUAUCAGAAUAUUAAUGCUACGCUUUACACAGUUCUCGCAAAUAUAGAUGUCACCAAUCCCAUUGCUUCUGUGCAAUCUGUACCUCAACUACUGAAUUCUUUGGUGCCGUCAGCAUACAGGCUUUCGCCGCUUUUUGAUUCACUCUCUCAACUCAUAGACGAAUUAGCAAAGGAAAAUUACGACUAUCUGAAUACAUGGGGCAUCAAUGUAAUGAAAGAAUAUAGUAGAGUGACACCAGCAACAGAAGCACUAAGCAAUUCAACCUUCGACCUUCUCAAACGUUUUGGAGUCAACCUUACUGAUGAUAUGAUAACACUUAUCAAAUAUCAGCCAGGAUAUUUCUACAACUUCGUUGAUUAUAGUGAUGAAUUGGAUUAUAUAUUUCUCAAUAUAUCUAAGGCUAUUGAUGCAAUAGAUCCAACCGCGCCACCAAAUACAAAAUCACUUCUUGAGUCUUUUGGUGUCAAGGUCGAGCUUGCUGGUAUGGAUCAAGUUUUUUCAACAAUCGAUGGUAUUAUUGAAGUCGCGUCUACGGGAAACUGGAUGGCGCUGGGAAUAUAUUCCUUAGAAGCACUACAGGAAUCAAGCACAGUUACAACUCAGAGUUUGGCCAUGAGCAAUUCAAUAAAUAGUCUACUGGAAAGAUCAAAUAUUUCCUUGAAAAAAGAGGUUAAGGAUGUAAUUACCUAUCUUCCCGGGUUAUUUAUUACAGCCUUUCAGCAAGACGUAGAUUUAAUAAACUCGAUUUACUCAAAUAUUUCAGUCAAUUUAAAUAACAUCGAUUUCACGUCUCCGAAUUAUGGGAAAAUGUUGAAUUCGGCUCUCUCGCCACUUCUCAUGUUGAAUUUGACAUCCGAAAUGACAACAAUUCUGGAAAAAAUACCAUCCGAACUUAACAUAUCUGAUCCAGUAGGAACUAUUAAAGCCGUCAUAGACUUUGUCGUUCCUUUAAUACCAGUUAAUAUGAACGCAACUCUCCCACUUCUGCGAGGGUUACCAGAUUUAAUAAACGAGAUGAUCAAAGGAAAUUACAAUUAUAUCAACCUAUGGCAAGCUGAUGCACUAAAAGCAGUCAGUACAACAACAAAUGAGACUAAAAUGUUGAAUAACGCGAUUGUUGAUAUGUCAAAACGAUUUGGAUUUGAGGAUAAUAUGACGAGAGAAACAAAAGAUCUGAUUGGUCUCCAGUUGGGAAUAUUUUACACUACACAUCCUGAAUCACAAGACGAGGUUAACUCUGCUAUCAACGUUGUUACUGCGAUCGUAGAAGCUACUGAUCUAACAAAACUGCCUGAUAUAGGGAACAUAAUAAGUUUACUUCCAGGAGGUGACUCUUUAGAUGUGAUGAACCAAUUUGCUGCGUCAAUGAAAGAAAUUUUUGACCCAUUGAAUGUCCCGGGCAUUGACAAUCCCACAAAUGAACCACCCACUUUUAGCCCUUCUUCUUUCAACUUUACAACAAUAGUCGAAGCUAUUCUUCAGCAACUAAAAGACAUUAAUGUCACCCUGCCGGCUGAGGUUCAUUCUGAAAUAAGCAAACUUCCAUCUAAAAUCAAUGUAUCAGAUCCCGUUGGAUCUCUAGGAAUGGCAAUUAAUUCAAUUUCCUCUUUACUACCGCCAGAUAUUAAACCGAUUGUAAUGCCGGUACUCAACACCCUGCCAGAGCUUUUGAAUCAACUAUUGCAGAAUAAUGUCGAAUAUCUUUACACAACUUGGCAACUCGAGCUAUUAAAAUCAGUGAGCAGAAUCACAGCCACAACAGAAGAACUUAGAAAUUCAAUAUUCGAACUUUUGAAACGAUAUGGAGUAUAUGAUAAUAUAACCAAUGACAUGAAAACUUACAUUACCUACCAACUUGGAUAUUUCUAUCUAUUCAUUCCCCCUGAAAGCCAUGUUACCUUGGAAUACACAUAUAAAAAUCUGUCAGCAAUAUUGGACUUAAUCGAUCCUACCAGCCCACCUGAUUUGAGAAGCAUUUUUAAUUUACUUUCGCCCGUUGCCGAUUUUACCGUCAUUGAUCAGAUUAUUCCGACGUUACAAGGAUUCAUAAAUGCCGCUAUGACUGGUAAUGCUACUAAAAUUAGAAUUUAUAGUAUAGAAGCGUUGAAAAAUACCAGCAAAUCAACAACAGAAAGUCUACAAUUUAGCAAUUCAAUAAUCAGUUUACUAGAACGUAUGGGCGUUCUUCUUUCUAAAGAAGUAAAAGAAAUAAUUAUGUACUUGCCAGGAAUAUUUACUGCUUCCCUUCACGACAACGAAGCCAUGAUUAACGCAAUUUUUGCCAAUGUGAGUCAAGGAAUAAGCAAUUCAUUUAUUACCACUCCCGAAGAUUUGGACGCAGCUAUUCAAUCGACUAUUCAACAGCUUGGGAUGCUUAAUCUCACAUUGCCACCUCCAGUUUUAUAUAUACUCAAUGAAAUUCCAUCGAAAAUCAACUUCUCGGAUCCGAUAUCGUCUCUGCAGGGUGCGGUUGAUGUGUUAGAGACCCUAAUACCUCCAGAAAUGAACAUUACGAUACCGAUGAUGAACACUUUGCCGGAGUUGAUAAACCAGCUUACACAAGGAAAUUUCAUUUAUCUAAAUACUUGGCAAUUGGAACUACUGAAAACAGCCAGCAAAAUAACACCAGCGACGGAGCAACUGAGCAAUGCAAUUUUCAAUCUGACAAUGAGGUUUGGAGUUUACGAGAAUUUGACUGAUGAUAUGAAGACUGCAAUAACAUACCAACCAGGAUAUUUUUAUCUAUUUGCUCAAGAAAAUCCUGAUGUUUUAGAUAUGUUAUUGCGUAAUAUGUCACUGAUCAUCGACAACAUUAAUCUUUCCAAAACACCAGAUCUGAUGUCGAUCCUUUCAGAAAUUAUUUCGCCGGAUAUUUUAUAUCCGGAAGUGAGUCAAGCAACUGCAUCGAUAAAAAGAUUCAUUGAUGGAAUAAUAUCAAACAAAACGUGGGUUGAUUCAUUGCUCAUUAGUUCAAUUGGUGCUUUACAAAAUAGCAGCACUAUAACAACAGAAAGUAUCGCAUUGUCGAACAGCAUUGUAAACUUGCUGCAAAGAAUGAACGUCACUGUUAAUUCAGAUAUAAACAAUGUCAUCAAAUACUUUCCAGGACUAUUCGUAAAUAUGUUCCAGGACAAUAUAACCUUAAUCAAUUCGUUUUUUGCAAAUAUCAGUCAAAGCUUGGACGCGAUCAACACAACUACUUUGCGACAGCCUAUUACGUUCUUACCGAAAUUUAUUUCAAACAUCAUGGAUGGCAUGCCCUUAUUGGAGGCAUUUGUUCAAAGUAUUGGAGAAACCCUUUACACUGAAGCUGAAUUAACCCAAGAGAGUCUGGAUUUAACGAAUUCAAUUGUUCAAUACUUUGAAAAAAUGAAUGUGACUCUGGAUGACUUUGCUAAAGACGCCCUCAAACACAUUCCUGGUAUUUUUGUAACAUUAUUCCCCGACAAUGUUACGUUAGUAAACGAAAUUUAUUCCAACAUUACUAAAAACUUGAAUGCUGUUAAUUUGACCCAUCCAGAUUGGUCUACGCCAUUGGAAUCAACGAUCCAGCAACUAGAAAUGAUGAAUAUAUCCAUUCCAGAUGAAAUUAAGACAAUGCUACAAAAUUUGGCUUCUAGAAUAAAUAUGUCAGAUCCCAUCGGAUCUUUGCGACUUACUAUCGAAGCUGUAGUUUUGAUUCUACCUGCCGAAGUUCAAUCAAUAGUGCCAACUUUACAGUCUAUUCCCAACUUGCUGGAUCAAUUGAUCCAAGGCAAUUUUGAGUACAUUACAUCUUGGCAACUCGAGCUACUUAAAAGUUACAGCAGAAUUACACCUGCUACACAAAUGCUCAGUAAUUCAGUAUAUGAAAUGACCAAACGAUUUGGAAUUUACAACAACCUUACGUCUGAUUUGCGCACUUUAAUCGAUUAUCAACCUGGAUAUCUCUACAUGUUUUUCGUUGGCAAUGAAAACGAUUUGGAAAUCGCAUAUAGCAACAUAUCUGCGAUAAUUGACUCUAUCAAUUCUACUAAUACUCUGGAUCUGAUGUCGUUGCUUGGAUCAGAAGGUUUCAAUUCAAAUCUAACUGAAAUAGAGUACAUCGUCGAGGUAACUGAGCAACUUUUAAAGGCAACAACAAGCGGAAAUAUAAAUAUAAUUUUAAACACUUUGCUGCAAUCCUUCACGAACUUGAGCAUCCCCAGUGACGAAAGCCGCGAUUUGAGUAACACUUUAUUGGAUUUUAUAGGAAAUGUCAACGUCUCGUUACCUCAAGAUGUGUUGGACGUGAUAAGUAAUUUACCUGGAUUUUUCAUCAGAAUAUUUCCCAACGAAACUGAAGUGAUAAACAUUGUUUACGAACGAACAGCCCAGAGUAUUAGAGAUUCCAUGAUGUCGAGUGGUUUCAAUAUCGAACAAAUUAUUAAAGACACAAUUCAACAGUUGAAUGCUUCUGGUAUUUCAAUUCCUGGUGAGCUGAACGUAAUAUUGGAUAACGUGCCAGCGUUAUUCGACGCAGUAACGAAAGGUGAUACAAAUCGAAUCAAUAAAUGGUUGGUAGAAGUUAUAUCUCUCCUAAAAACGCCAUCCACCAACUCUUCUAUCACAUUGAUAAAUUCUGUCAAAUAUUUGCUCGGACAAAUCAAUGGAGUCGACACAUCCGGGUUAGAAGUGGCUUUAAACUAUCUUGUCACCUUGCCUUAUCAACUUCUGGAAGAAACAAAUACACAAACUAUUGACUCGGUGUACGACAGUAUAUCUAACAAUUUGGUGAAAAUAAACAUCUCGGCUACAAAUUUGAUGAACCUUGAAAACGUCAAUAUCAACCAGGUGAUUGAAGACACAAUGAAGUUACUGAAUAUGAACAGCACCAUCAUUCCCAACGAUGUGAAGACAAUUAUAAAAUUAUUGCCAACGUUGGUCGACUCCUUAACAAAAUUAAACACCUAUGAAAUUAAUAUUUGGCUUGUGAACGUUAUGGGACUUCUGGACACGCCUACGACAAACGCUUCACUGGCACUGGUUAGCGCUGUGAAACAUGUACUCAGCCAGAUUGAUGGAGUUGAUACAUCCGGACUUGAGGCAGCUUUGAACUACAUCACUACAUUGACUUAUCAACUCCGGCCAAGUCAGGAUACCCACACUAUUGACGCCGUGUACAACAGCAUCGCAGAUUCAUUGAUCAACAUAAAUCUUACAGCGUUCGAUUCUAUGACUCCGAGCAAUUUCAAUAUUGAACAAGUUAUUAAAGAUACAAUAGAACAAAUCAGUUUAUCUGGUGUCGUUAUUCCCGUCGACGUAAGAAUAAUCGUGAAUAAUUUACCAGCUUUAUUCAAUGCUGCAACAACAAAUAACACAGAAGCGAUCAAUGCUUGGUUAGUAGAAAUUAUGUCUUUACUGAACACGCCCUCAACUAACGCUUCCAUUACAUUAGUAAACGCUGUGAAGCACGUACUUGGCCAACUGGAUGGAGUCGAAACAAGCGGGCUUGAAGCAGCAUUGAAGUAUAUUGUAACUUUACCUUAUCAGCUGCUCGCAGGCAAUAAUUCUCAGACUAUUGACACAGUGUAUGAUAGUAUUACCAAUUCAUUGAUGAAUAUAAAUCUAACUGCUACGGAAUUCAAUCCUUCAUCUCUCAGCGAAAUGUUCGAACAAUUGGAUACAUCGUUCUUGCCAGCAGAAUUGACUCCUUUGCUAAAAAGCUCCGAGAUCUUAAUUAUGGCUGCUACAACAAUGAAUGAAACCUUAUUUAUGCAAUGGAGUUCAUACAUUCACACGCAUUAUUGCUCUUCCAACGACGUUACAAAAUCUUUUGCUCAAACAAUAUCGACAAUGUUGUCAGAGUAUGGAAUAUCAGUUCCUGGCAGUGCGCAAUUGGGACUUGAAUGUGUUCCCGGAUCUUUGUAUGCUGCUUUACCAGACCAGGCUGCUCUGAUAACUGAUGUUUUUAAUCAAAUGACACUGGCUUUCACCAACUACUCGGGCUACAUUGAAGGACAAUUCAGUCAGCUAAACGUCUCCGUCCCGUUUGAACUGACUGUUUUGAUCAACAAAUUGCCAAAAAUUCAGACUGCCCUCGCUCAAAACAAUAUGUCACAAAUCAUACAACUGCUGAUUGAACUUCAACAAGACAUGGCUAAAGAAACCGAAUUAAGCAAACUAAUCGUGACUAUUCUUACUAAGGCAGGGGUAAACGUAACAGAUCAAAUAUCAAUGUCUAUUCGCCAAGCAUCAACUUCAGCAUACAACCCAUCCUGGCCACAAGUCCACCCGACAUUGGAUACAAUAUUCUCUUCCCUAAAUGAAGACAUCGCUGCAAACAAAGAUAUCGGUGUUGCAAUUCAAGAUGCUUUCGCAAAAGCUAAUGUGACCAUGUACGAUCGGCUUAUUCCUGUUUUAAAUAAUGUGCAAUCUCUCAUCGACGCUGCAACUAUAAAUGAUGUGCAGGGUAUAAACGACGCCAUUUUGAAUAUAUUGGUAUCUUACAACGCAUCGUUCCCAUCGGAUCAAGUCCAGUUGUCAAUCUACACUUACAAAUUUCAGCUUGCACUGAUGAAUAAUAUGGAUAUGCUAAAAACUUCCUUACCCGAUGAAGCCUUCGAACAAAUCGUUAACGUAUACCAAUUAAUUUUGAAAUCUGUUAACGUCACCGGAACAGAUUUAAGAAACAGGCUUCUGCAACUUUUCCCUGAUGGCAGACCCAUUAUCGAAAUAUUUUUCCAACUAGACCCAAAACAAGCAUUCUCUUCAAUGUCAAAUUUUGUUUACUGGAUAUUUGAUCCCGAGAGAACAACAACGACAUUGGCUUCCUACAUAAAUUCAACCAUACAUCUUCUUCUUGACAAGCACGGUGUUAAUGUUGCUCAGUUAUUGAAGACUCUAGUGGAACCGAAAUCUUGUUCGUACGAAGUUUGUAAAACGGACAACUGUAACGUGAGAGACAUUCUGCCAGCACAUACCACAUCUACAACAUCCAGCAGUGUAGAAUCAACGGGGCCGUUUACCUCCACAUCUCCGAAUAGUUUGACAGAUCAAGCCCUUACAACAUCGACGAUUUGGUCAGAACCUGUUACAGGGACUUCAAAUACUACCGAUACAACCACCUUCAGUGGUGGUGUAAUUAAUUUACAUAACGCUGCGUCUUUGACGUUAUUUUUUUCAAGCGUACUUUUUUCAAUUACCUCUUUUGAUAUAUAACGCACAUAUAUAUAAUGAAGGUUGAUUCGAAUUAUUGUCAAAAUUGACAAUCAAAAUUUGUUCAAAAAUACACGAGCGCCUGUACCAAUCUCAAAUUUUGAGUAAAGUUUCAUUUACUGUUAUCACGUGCCUUGUGAUAGAUGUCUUUUCUCACGCUUUUAUCGCAGCAAUAAAUCGAUGCGUAAAAUUUUAUUUCGUUAUUAUGUAAAAGUUUCAUUGUAACUUAGAACAAAUAUUUCUGUGAAAAACUUCCAUUUUUAUUUGUCACAUUGUUUUUUAUGCUUUAGCCAAUUGUUUUUCAUAAUCCGAUAUAACUUUUAGUUAGGAUGUCGGUUGUGACGUAUCGCAUAUUUGAAAUUGUCACUAAUUCCACUCAGAAUAUAUUUAUUUUUUAAUAUAACAAAUUAAGCUAAAACUAUUUUUUGUUAGGUUUGUUGAAAGUUAAAUAUCUAUGUAUUACCAUCUCAACAAUACACCGUUAACUACCCCGGAGAAAAAUUAUUUUUUACGCAAGUGACGAUUAGUAAAACAUAAUUGGAAUUUGUGUGAAUUAGACAGGAUCAUCCUUUUUUCGAUGCAAUAGUUUAUUGAACACCAGUUUUGUGUUUUUUAUCCAUUUUUGAUUAAUUUUCUAAAAAAUUAUGUUUGCAAUAAGUCAGAUGACGGGUUUCAUGUAUAAUCUGGGAUUUUUAAAAAUUAUUUGGCAACCUACAUUUCAAUGCUUUUGUUCAGUUUGAAAAUUUUUGUUCUCAGAUUUAACUAACUUUAAAUGGUCUAUAGAAUAAAAGUAAUAUUGAUAAAAAUAGGCUUAUUAAAUUGGUUUGGUUUCAUAUUUCUAUAUUAAAUACCUUUCAAAGUUUUAUAUCGCCGGUAAUUUUUGUUUCCCAAGUGCUUGCCCAACUAUUUUAUGCAUCAUAUACGAUCAAAAUGCACUAUCAUUGUUUUUUUUAAUGGUGUUAUUUUGUGGCACAUUGUACUUUCUACACGUCUACAAUUUGUAGAGACCUCGACUUCUGAAAAUCACAAAGAAAAUUGAAAUUACAGCCAUAUCAGUGAAAUUAGCAUUUGUCCGUCGAAACCCCAAUUCUUCCAAAAUAAAUUCUCAGUGGGCUUACAAUUUUUCUCAAAAUCACUGUAUUUGGUCUGAUCGUAUUUAAUUGCUGUAGAUCUGCCGUGAAGAUAGUCUUAGAAAAAUGCCGUGAUUUGAAGUAUGGUUAGGACCUGUUAUCUCGUUAAAAUUAUUCCAUAAAGCAAAUGUGACGUAUUGUUUCCAAGGAUUUUAUCAACUCAGCAGUAUACUUGAUUUAUAUAUAUUUAUUACGCAUUAGCUUCAUGUCACAAAUACAUGUAAUGUAUCUUAAGUGCCUAACCAUAAAUCUAUAAUGUUCUUCCAAUCACCAAAUGUGUAUAAAAUCAUAAUUUACAAUUAUUAUAGUUGAUGUUCAUUUACAUACAGCAUUCUAUAUGUAAAACUCAAUAAAUACACAUUUUUAUAUUUACUUUAAAAUAAUCAAGAUUUUCAUUGAAUUUACCUUAUUUUCGUUCUUUAUCGCAACCCGCACUAAUAUUUAAAAAAAAAGAUUUGUGUUAAAAAUCGAAGUAAAAAUAUACUUUACAGCUAGGGAAUAAUGCUAAAUUAAUUAGAAUCUGAAUUUGGCGAAGUACGAACAACGAUAACUAUAUCUAUGGUUCAUAAAAGACUGAAAAUGAGAAAUUUUAUAUCUACUACGAUAGUUGAUAUUUGAGUGAAGAGAAAGCAACAUUUUUAUUCCUUUGUAGGAUUUGAACUCGUUUUUACAAACUGUCUGUCUGUUUAUUCUCGUGCUUUUAUUGUCUAGGCUUUGUAACCUGGAGUACGAUAUACAGUGAAUUGAUCUCGCUCUGGAAGCGAGAAUUUUUCUGUCUCCUACAUUUAAUAAAGUAAUAUCUCCAGUAAAAUAUCCGAAAUUUAUUAAUACAUAAAAUUGUACUUGACUUGAACUAUUAAUCAUAAAUAUCGAGGGUGAAUUAGUCUAUAUUGUAUCAUAACUGUAUAUAUUAUUUCAAAUCUUUCAAUGCAAAAACCUGCUAUUUCAAUGCAAAAAUCAUUUGUCCUAAAUAUAUUAUCAGCUUAU
Messenger RNA from Styela clava, 10048 nucleotides. The record is from RefSeq and is a predicted model, not a curated record. Lineage: Eukaryota; Metazoa; Chordata; Ascidiacea; Stolidobranchia; Styelidae.